GGUACUGACCUGGUACUGACCUGGUACUGACCUGGUUCUAGUUCUAGUUCUGGCUUUCUGGUGCGGCAAUCGGGGAUCGCAUCGCGCCCGCGAUAUCAACGAACCUCUGCCUCUGCCUCUUCGGUACUGGUAGUCCAGUCGGGUACCAAGUACGAGUACUGAAGAUUCAACUGCUCCUUCCGUGAUUCAGUGCUCCCUCAGUCUGCCUGAAGUACUCCUUUUCCAAUGCUGCUACUCCAGUACUGUAUCUGCUGCUACUGCUACUGUAUCCUCUCCAGUACCUCCGUACUCAUACGGUGAUUCAUUCCUCCCUCCGACCUGAGUGAGACUUCGAUUGAUGAUUUGUAACAGCACUCAUCAAAGUUAAGAACCGACUACCGGUACACUACCAUAACCUUCCCCUCCCAUCUCCCUCCCAUCUCCCUCCCACGAUCGCUCGCAAGACUCUUUCGCAGCGGCCAUAUCAUGAUAUCCAGGUCUUACGAAAAGUGGGCGUCGGUUCGGAUUCAAGAGUGAUCAGUGUGUCCAGAACCCAGUAGAUCACGCUAGUCAGCAUCGGGCCCCGGCCCCCGGGGUGAACAACUCUAUCGGGCGGAAGACCAGGGGGGACCAUCUUCUUUAGAGAACAGCCCAAACACCAGGCGACGACUCAGCCUCGUUCAUCCCUCCUCCCGUGGAUCUCGUCCCUCAUCAUCGCUGGGGACCGCUGUCAGCCUCAAGGGUAUAGGACAGUACAGACAGUACAGACAGUACAGUAUCAGAUCGUCAGACAAACCCAUUGUCCACGUCCACAGUCCACCGCGCAGACGAGUCCCGAGUCCACAAAACGACCACACACGACCAGAUAGGAUUAGAACGGAAGACAGAAGCGUCCGCGUCGGCCUGUCAGUCUGUACGUAGUCAUCAUAUCACGCCCAAGCACAAUCCCACCCGGCCGAAGCAACCGACGAACCGAAAAACUCUGGGACGAUCCGCUGCACGGCAAGAAAAAAAAGGAAACGUCUGACGCCCAUAUCUGCAGCUGCAUCUACAGUACAAGCACGACCACUAAAUUUCAACGUCAACCACAUCUCAAAUCUGACCGCAUCUCAACUCUAAAUACAAUCCAACCCAAUCAACCUCCAGGAUGAACAUCCAAUCCGCGGGGGAUAUUCCUAUCCUCAUAUCUUCCGAGAACUCGGGGUCGGAGCGUCGCAUCACUCCCUCUUGGACCAUUGGUCAACUCAAAGCAAAGCUAGAGCCCGUCACCGGUAUCCCACCUCUGUCACAGAAACUGCGUCUGGAGCGAGCUGGCCAACCUUCAAUGCCCAUCGAAGCGAUGGAUGAGGAGAACACUCAAUUAGCAGCGUUCCCCCUCGCUCCCUAUGCCGAAAUCCUCGUAAGUCCUCUCUCGAUUUUCUUGGCGGCGUCGAGUCUGUGUGGUUUCGUCUCGCGAAACAACAUGAUACAUUUGCUUGAGUACCGCUGCAGUUUGGAGGAAUUUCCGAACCGCUAUCCCACAUGAACUACUCCGUGCACACAGUGGCGGGGGGCACGUUUGGGAUACGAAAGUGGGUCCGGGGGAAGCUCAGAAACGGACAAAAAUAUGAUGAAGCAAGUUACUCUUUGUAUGAUCUUCCACUCUAUGUGGCCUUGAUCAGACGUUGAGAAACUUCCAUGGGAAUCAUAUUCGCUAUUUUUAGUCUUGAACGGAGAGAGUCACAUUUCCAUGCAUUUUCUCGAGUGUCAAGCGACAUUUGCGAGGAGAGUAUCAUUUUUUUACAAUUCUAUGGGAUGAUCGCCACGUGUCGGUAUUUGACAAGUGUUGUGUUCUUGCCGUGUGGCUUCCGCCUUCAAAUUGUUAGCACAGCCUAGGCGUGAAAGGUCAGUUGUAUUGGUGGUGGUCCGAACCAUCGAACCAUCGGAACAAGAUCGAACUAUUGUAGCCUAGUUUAUGGCAUCAAUGCGGCGGCUCUGACCAGGCAAUACGAACAAUUCCCAUAUUUCUUUGGUUGCAAUUUUAUCACCAAAAGCUUUUCGGGUUUUCUAUUGCGUGUGCGUUAUUGGCAAAUAGCCCAGAACAAGAUUCUUACUUUCCAGAUCAGAGUAUCCUGUAAAUACUUUGGCAGGUCUGUAUAUCAAACGCGGAUCACAAGGCUUAUUUUCAAGUAUGGAGUGCAAUUAUGUAUUUUUCAAGCACAUCGCUCUGCUGAAAGCUUUUCGCGGACUGGUUAUACUCUACGACAACUCGUUGAGAUGUCUCUACGUUCAAGUUCAUCAUGGUUCAUGUUCUUUAUUUUCUUCCAAGCAUAGCAGGCCAGUACCUAUAACGCCUAUUGACGAGGAAAUGCCACAAUCAUAUGCUCCUCUCCCCCCGAAGCGGUUUGGAUUUUCAUAGUCCAAAUCAUAUCUCGAAACUCAUAACGGUUUUCUAUCUUCUCAAAUUGGAAAGUUUUUAGUUGAAGUUUCGAGCUUGAGAUCCGCUUCCUGAAGCAACCUUUUUGUCACAUCAUACUCGCUAUUACAUCUCCACUCCUCCUCCACCUUCACCUCCACCUCCACAUUCACAUACGCACCAACACAAACACAAACCCUAUUUCCACCUCUAGAAAUUCACAACUCCCAUGAAUCCCUUAAUGUUCCCUUCCCACUCUUUCCCCUUCCACUUAUUCAAUACUCAAAACUAACCAUCCUUCUCCAGGUAUCAGACACCCGUCCCCCAGGCCAACGCGAAAACUUCACCGACGCCUCCAAAGUAACUAAAUACGAACUCCCCCCCGCCAUCUACGAAACCAAAACGGACUCCGUCCUCGCCUGGAAAAAAGCCAACAAACUCGGCCGUUUCGACCCCGACGCGCCCGCCAUCAUCGCCUCCCGCAUCGCCGCCCACUCGCACACCAUCUCCGAGCGGGGUAUCGCCGUCGGCAAACGGUGUCGUGUCGGUGGUGAUGAUGCGAAGAGGGGGACCGUCAUGUAUGUGGGGGAGGCCGAGGCGAUUGCGAAGAAAGAGGGCGAGAAUGGGAAGGGGGAAUGGGUGGGGGUUCGGUUGGAUGAGCCGACGGGGAGGAAUGAUGGGAGUUUGGGGGGGGUCAGGUAUUGGGGUAAGGAUGGCGAUGGGAAGUUUGGGGUUUUUGUUAGGGGGGAACGGGUUGAGGUGGGGGGGUUUGAGGUUAGGGAUGAGUUUGCGGAGGAGGAGGGGGAGGAGGAUGAGAUUUAG
This is a messenger RNA of Hymenoscyphus albidus, 3196 nucleotides long. NCBI's taxonomy places the organism in Eukaryota, Fungi, Ascomycota, Leotiomycetes, Helotiales, Helotiaceae. The record is from the annotation of a GenBank genome assembly.